UACAUUAAAGGUGAUUGGGUGAACCCGUGUCACGUGACCGCCCUUCGACAGGAGUUUCCACGACAGCUGAGUAGCAGGCUAAAUACGUUUUUCACCUGUAACAUAGGUCCUUUUUAACUCCAGUGAGUCGAAGUUUCGUAAAAUGGGAGACAAGAAAAGCCCUACAAGGCCAAAGCGGCAAUCGAAGCCCUCCGCCGACGAUGGGUACUGGGACUGUAGCGUCUGCACAUUCAGGAACACCGCUGAGGCGUUCAAGUGCACGAUGUGUGAUGUCAGGAAGGGGACGUCAACUCGAAAACCACGGCCGGUUUCUCAGCUGGUUGCACAGCAAGCAAAUCAGCAGUUUGCACCACCCACACUCCCCAAAAAGGAGAAGAAAGAAAAAUCGGAGAAAGACAAGAGUGAUAAAGAACUAACACUAAAAAAGAAAAGCUAUAAAAAGAUAAGGCCCAGGUUAAAAAACAUAGACCGGAGCAGCGCCCAACAUCUAGAGGUCACAGUUGGAGACUUGACUGUAAUAAUCACAGACUUUAAGGAGAAAGCCAAACCCACGUCCACUUCAACAAGUGCUGCCUCAGCAGACCAACACAGCCAAAGUGGCUCAAGCUCUGAUAACACUGAACGAGGGGUCUCCAGAUGCUCUUCGCCCCGCGGGGAAGGCUCGCCGGUUAAUGGAGAGACUCACUAACUUUCACACUCCCAGU
Messenger RNA from Perca flavescens (yellow perch), 704 nucleotides. RefSeq names its product YY1-associated factor 2. The transcript is spliced from 4 exons. Gene Ontology annotation, cellular component: nucleus. Gene Ontology annotation, molecular function: DNA binding; transcription coregulator activity. NCBI's taxonomy places the organism in Eukaryota, Metazoa, Chordata, Actinopteri, Perciformes, Percidae. Gene Ontology annotation, biological process: positive regulation of DNA-templated transcription. The coding region runs from base 143 to 688 and encodes 181 amino acids. The record is from RefSeq and is a predicted model, not a curated record.